GAUAAGGAGAGAGAAACAGAGCACACGCUUGAAGCAGGGGGAGGUGAAGAAAGUAAAGGAGAAAAAAACAGGCUGAGAAAGCGAAGAAAAGGAGAGAGAAAGAAAGGAAACGGAGCAGCGGACCGACCAGCGUCGGUGUGUCCUCCAGGUGGUGUGGGUGUGAGUGAAACAUUGGGCAGACGCCAGGGCAGAGUGGCAGCCACAGUGUCCCUGAGGGGCCUGGUCGGGGAGAACAAGGACAGAGAGGCAGGAGGAGGACACACAGGAAAAGUAUAUGGACUCAGACAGAGCGAUAGAGAGUGAGAGCUGAGCUAGUGAAAUAUCAGAAGCCCUCCCCUGAGAGUGGCCCUGUUCAGAUAGCUGAUAGCUGAGAGAGAGGCUGUGGGUUACAGCUGCACUGACGCCCUUCAGUGACAGAAUAAACAAAAACAAACCUACACAGGAAGAAACAAGCUGCUGAGAAACAGGGAACAAAGUGGUGUGGAGGUGAACAAAGGACGUGAGCAAAUGCAGCAGUACUCCAGGGCUUCAGGAUCAAAGCUCGACGACUUCAACUGAACAUGGACUCUGAGGACUGGGACCAGGAAUAAAACUAUAGGAUUAGGGUCUGUUAUCAAGGGCUUUCUGACUGGCAGGAUUUUGUGCUGGUGUGUGCAGGAGAACUCUCUUUGUCUGGGAUGUGAGCUCUGCUACUGAACCGUGGAACAAGGCGGGGGGCCUGGGGUGUGGGGGUGGGGGCGUAGGAGGGAGAGUGACUGACAGACCGAUUGGGAGCUUGAAGUGUUGGCAGUAGCAGACAACGUUUGAUAGACAGAGAAGAGGGAAAGAGAGAGAGAGAGAGAAGAAGAGAGAGAGAGAGAGAAGAAGAGGGAGAGAGAGAGAGAGAGAGAGAGAGAGAGAGAGAAGAGGGAGAGAGAGAGAGAGAAGAAGAAGAGGGAGAGAGAAGAAGAGAGAGAGAGAGAGAGAGAGAGAGAGAGAGAGAGAGAGAGAGAGAGAGAGAAGAAGAGGGAGAGAGGGAUGGUGGUUUCUUCCGUCAGUCCUCUCCGUCGUGCCCAGAGCUUCCAGAGAUGAGUCAGAGGAAGCUGACACGACAGAUGAAUCUGUGGGAGACCCCCGAGGGGUUGACCACGCCCAGCCUGACCCCCACCUCUCCCUACGUCACCUCCGCUAACUCACCUGUGUCCCCUGAUCACGACCACACUCGGGGACACGGGAAUUCCGUGUUUUUCCGCCGUAUGAAGCUCAACCGCAGUAUAGAGCGCAGACUGUCGUCUCAGUCUCACCUUCCUCUCAGUUUUGACUCAGAGAAUGGUCCUUCACCCGGCCGCAGCCCCAUGGAUUCGCAGGCGAGUCCUGUGCUGGGGCUGCACCCCUCCUUUACCACAGAGGGGUGCAGGAGUCGCGGGGAGCGCAGGGAGUCCUUCCUGUACCGAUCAGACUCCGACUAUGACAUGUCCCCCAAGAACAUGUCACGCAACUCCUCCAUCAACAGUGAGGGGCAUGCAGAAGAUCUCAUAGUCACCCCUUUUGCUCAGGUGUUGGCCAGUCUACGAACUGUAAGAAGCAACUUCACCAUCCUCGCCAAUGUCACGACACCCACUAACAAGAGGUCACCAGUGACAAGCCAACCCACUGUUCCCCAGGCAACACUCUCUGAUGAGACGUACCAGCAGAUGGCAAGGGAGACUCUGGCUGAGUUAGACUGGUGUCUGGACCAGCUGGAGACCAUCCAGACCCACCGCAGUGUCGGUGACAUGGCCUCCAACAAGUUUAAGAGGAUGUUGAACCGGGAGCUAUCUCACCUGUCAGAGAUGAGUCGUUCAGGGAACCAGGUGUCUGAAUACAUCUCCACUACCUUCCUGGAUAAACAGAAUGAGGUAGAGAUCCCGUCUCCGACCCUGCGGGAGCGGGACCGGGACAAGCCCAUGUGUCAUAUCAGUGGAGUGAAGAAGCUGACACACAGCUCCAGCCUGUCCAUCAACACCACCAUGCCACGCUUCGGAGUCAAGACGGAACAGGAGGACGCACUGGCCAGGGAGCUGGAUGACUUGAAUAAGUGGGGCCUUAAUAUCUUUCGUCUGGCUGAGUUCUCCAAUAAUAGGCCUCUCAGCUGCAUCAUGUUCGCCAUCUUCCAGGAGAGGGAUCUGUUGAAGACGUUUCGAAUCCCUGUCGACACCUUCGUGACCUACGUUAUGACCCUGGAGGACCACUACCAUGCCAACGUGGCCUACCACAACAGCCUCCACGCCGCUGACGUCACACAGUCCACCCACGUCCUGCUGUCCACACCGGCUCUGGACGCUGUGUUCACUGAUCUGGAGAUCCUGGCUGCGUUAUUCGCUGCUGCCAUCCAUGAUGUGGAUCAUCCUGGCGUGUCCAACCAGUUCCUCAUCAACACCAACUCGGAGCUGGCUCUGAUGUACAACGAUGAGUCAGUCCUGGAGAACCACCACCUGGCCGUGGGCUUCAAGCUGCUCCACGAGGACAACUGUGACAUCUUCCAGAACCUCAGCAAGAGGCAGAGACAGAGCCUGCGCAAGCUCGUUAUCGAUAUGGUGUUGGCGACGGAUAUGUCCAAGCACAUGAGUUUGCUGGCUGAUCUGAAGACCAUGGUGGAGACGAAGAAGGUGACCAGUUCAGGAGUGCUCUUGCUCGACCACUACACUGACCGCAUCCAGGUGCUGAGGAACAUGGUGCACUGUGCGGACCUAAGUAACCCCACCAAGCCCCUGGUCGUGUACAGAGAGUGGACUGAGCGCAUCAUGGAGGAGUUCUUUAGACAGGGGGACAAGGAGAGGGAGAGAGGCAUGGAGAUCAGCCCCAUGUGUGACAAACACACUGCUUCUGUGGAGAAGAGUCAGGUGGGCUUCAUCGACUACAUCGUGCACCCUCUGUGGGAGACGUGGGGGGACCUGGUGCACCCUGACGCCCAGGACAUCCUUGACACUCUUGAGGACAACAGGGACUGGUACCAGAGCACCAUCCCCCAGAGCCCCAUCUCCCCACCCCCAAUCCCCCUCGGCCCAGACAAGAGGCUCAACGCCUGCAUCGACAAGUUCCAGUUCAAGCUCACCUUGGAUGACGACACCGAGGGAGGACAGGAGGAGGAAGAAGAGGAGGAGGAGGAGGAGGAGGAGGAGGAGGGGAAAACCACCCCUAAUCACAUGGUGCUGGACUGCAGUCAGGGAGAGGAGGAAGACAAGAAAGAAGAGGAGGAAGGAGAGGACGUGUUAAAUGAUGAAAGGGAAGGAGACAUCAUCAAGGAGGAAGGGGAAGUAGGGAUGGAGGAGGAGGUAGAGGAGGAGGAGGAGGAGGAGGAGAAGAGGGGAGUUCUCCAGAAAGCUCAGUCAGGGGUGGAGAUACACUCUGACACAAGCCCCGUGGAGGACUGCGAGGAGGAAGACUCCUCCUCACCAGCUGAUGACACAUGAGUUGCGCUCCUCUCUCCCUGGCCACACCCCACAUGCACACACCACGCCCCUGUUGUCCACCCUUUAUUUCCAAUGGCCAAAACCCAAGAUCAAAUAAGACUACAUAGACCUUAGACAAUAGACCUUUAAAUCUAUUUUUCAAAAAGGGAACACAAGUAAUAUUGCUUAAAGAAAAGCUAUUUACACAGCAACUGUAGAUUUGGAGUUGGAGCUGGAGGUGUUUCUUCCAGCUGAUGCUAUGAGGAACAGCUAUGAGGACAAAGAGGAACAUAGAGAAGCAUUAAUAAUGGGCCAUUGAAGACAGUGUAGCACUGGAACUGAAACACACACACAUAAACAUGCACAAACUCACCUCCACACACAAACACACCUCACUCACACACUUUGAUUUAUGGAGAAAAAAAAACUCUGAAGUCUACACACGAGAAUGUGUGUGUUUGUGUGUGUGUUUGACUCUGAUUGGUAACGAAUCUCUUUGGAAAAAGCCAUCUCUAUAUGGAGUAUUAACUAGCGUCAGUCAGUAUUACUAGUUCAUGUUUGUUAGAAUUCAACAAGAACUCUGUUUUUUUCUGAGUGACUUAUUUUCCAUUUCUGUCGGAAAGAAGACUACAGAUAUCUAUCUAUAGAGGAGGAGAGACGCGAGAAAAGAAGAGAGGAUUACGUUUAAUAAAGAAAGGAAGACGCUGUGAUGAGGGGACCUGAGGGUCCCGCCUCCAUUUUCCCAUUUUCCCUUUAUGAAGAAGCGCUACCGGUGCAAGAUGGCUGUGUGCCUUUCUGGAAACACCAGCUCCUGAAACAUGAGGCUGUCGUGAAGCAAUGCAUCGUGGGACAGGAGUGUCUGCUUUUGUCUUCAUUUUUGACUGUCUCUUGUUCAAAGAUCUAUUGUAACUGUUCAUGAUUUAGUGUGUGUGUGUGCGUGUGCGUGCGUGCACGCAUGUGCGCGUGUGUGUGCGCGUGUGUGCACGUGUGUGCGCGUGUGUGAGUGUGCGUGUGUCACAUGCUCAGUCUGUUUCUGUGGUGACAGGUUUUCAGCUGUAAGUCUUCCUUUGUUGCUUUUCAAGUUGAUGAGACGUUUCAGAACUCGUAGAUAAGGAGAAGUCACUAUCACUACACCACCACACCUGCUGUUUGUGGACUCCAGUUUUUACAUACAAAAAUUAUUUUUCUUUUUUACUUUCUGAGGAUAAGCCAUGAGAUACUUUAGAGUAUAUGUUCUGCCUGUUUUCUAUUUAUUCUUGUUUUUUGCUAAAUAUGUUUGAAGGAUUAGGAUAAUAUCAUCAGCAGCACAAAUUCACAUUCUGUCUCUUACCCAGUCACACUGUAUUUAUUCACCAGUCUCUUCUCACUUACUGCAUCAGUUGUCACCAAAGCAACAGAUUGGAAUCUGAUGAGGAGAGAGAUGCUUUGACGGGGCAGACUGAGAGGAUUUUGUCAGGGUGAUUUCAGGAUUGGAGGGAAUCGAAAGAACGAGCUUGGCCAGAAAGGAGGCUGUUCAGACAGUCACACACAGCCAUUCUUGUUACGUUUUAAGCUUUUCUGCCUUAAUGUCAAAUGCAGGAUACAUACCUGCCUCUAUGUAGAUUUAUAAGAUAAAUUCAAAAUAUCCUAGUAUAUUUAUACCAUGUCUGUAUGCCUCUAUCUGUGAGUGUCUGUGUGUCUAUACACAAUGUACCCAGCAUCAGCAUAUGGACAGGAACAUUUUAUGGCCAAUAUUAAGAAUGUGUUGUGUCAGUUACGAGGGCCCAAUAAAUAGGCCAAUUUAGCUCCAGGGAAUGCAGGUCAAAUGACUGGUAAACAUAUAGCUGUUGCAGACCGGAUGUCGAGUAAGUAUAUUUUCUCACAAUACUUUUUCUGGUUGAAAAUAACGUCUGUCUUGGGCUGAGUAAAUGUCUGAUGUUAUGUUGAGAAAGAGACAGACAGACAGACAGACAGACAGACAGACAGACAGACAGACAGACAGACAGACAGACAGACAGACAGACAGACAGACAGACAGACAGGCAGACAGACAGACAGACAGACAGACAGACAGACAGAACGAGUGAGAGAGAGAGAGAGAGAGAGAGAGAGAGAGAGACCUUUCUCUUGUUAUGUGUUGUGUGUCAUCACUCACUAGAAUCACCAUCCUAGCUGUAUGAGGUCAUGGUCACAGGAUUGAUCAGCACACAGCUUGAAUAGGUCUCAGUUUGACUUGGAGUUGUUCACAGGGUAAAAAAACAACAACAUAAGUAUAGCUGGUUUCUGCUGGUCGGUAACGUAGCUCAGCCUGUGCCUGAUGGAACAGAGGCCUGAGAUCCAUCCAGUUCAGCUCUGUGAUUGGCUGGAGCAGCAUUGCGGUGUCACCGCACAGGCCUUUAAUUGUUGGAAUAUGGGAAUCCAACGUUACUGUCUCAGUACCUGGAGUAGGAGAUUCCCAUGAAGCUUCCCCCUGUCUUUGAAGAUAUAUGGCUUUGUUUAUCUGGCUUUUUGUUUUGUCAUGAGCUAUAAAAACAAAUAAAUAUUUGAUUGCCAUUUUAACACAAUACUGUAGCGAUCAUUUCUUAUUAAGAAAUUAUUCUGUUGAUGAAUUACUGACAUUCUUUUUAAAUAUUGAAAAGAAAACCAUGGAAAAUACCACAAGUGUUUUCUUUGAACAGUUUGUGUACAGUUUUUAUUUUUGUAUCAUUCUGGUGGAUGGUCUAGAAACGCAACUAUAAUGACAUAUUGAUAAUAUAUUGAUAAUAACUAUUAGCAUUAUCACAGCUUGUUUUGUAUAUUUUGUAAUGUUGGAUUGUAAAUUACAAAUUUAUUCAGGUCAUUAUCAUUGAUAAUUAACCACGUUUAGUUAUAAGAAAAUAACUAAAUCGGUAAAACACUACUGGCCACACCAUCACGCUUUCCUUCUCUUUUCUGUCCUCAUCUUUCCUCUGUCUUUCUCUUUUGUGCUAUCAUUUUUCUCACACAGAGAAGUGUGUACAUUUCAUUAUUAGAUUAAUUAGAUAGAUUGGAUGAAUCAGGAUUAGAUUAAUCAUCAGAAAAAUGAAAAUGUUUUGUACCCAAACUUUAUCUUAAGGGAGGUUGUAGGGUAGACAAUGUGGUUAAAGUAGUAUGUGGGUACAGUAUGUGUUUUUUUUAGGAUUUGGUAGUUAUGUCUCUCACUGGUUCCGUUGGACCUGGUUUCAAGCCUUCGUUUUUUCUAUUGUGCUAUUCCAUAUUGCUCAAGUCAUAAUCAAUGAAAACUAUUCAUUAUCAAUAUGCCAUGUAGGAGUGAUUGUGAGUAAUUGACAGAUGUGUAUGGGUGAAGCGAGAGGUAAAAAAACAAGAGGGUUCUGAGAGAGACAUUGCGUAGCCAUUUUGAAAUGAGCACCUCCACUUCUUGGUCACUUUUGUCAUAUUAGACUCCCUCUGAGAACAAUUAUCUGGGCUUUAAAUCAUGUGUUACUUGUUCACAAGUUAGGAAAAUUAUAUAAAUGGAAAAAACACCAUGAAAUGAUUGUAAUAUUUGUAAAUUAUAUUGCUGUAAUGUGUAAAAUGUGUCCAAGUUAUUUUUUAUUAUAUUAUUUUUAUGAAAGGUUUUCUUCUGAGAGAACUGAGGUGUUAUUUUGUGAAUAAAAUGCAUUUAAUAAGCAAACAGCUAUAUAAUACAAUUAUAUAUCAGUAUAUUUUUAUUUUAUUUCACUGUUCGGUACUGUAAAGUGUGUUAAAAUGACAAAUAAAGGAAGAUUUUUUAAAUAAUAUAA
Messenger RNA from Oncorhynchus nerka (sockeye salmon), 7150 nucleotides. RefSeq names its product 3',5'-cyclic-AMP phosphodiesterase 4B-like. Gene Ontology annotation, cellular component: cytosol; nucleus; perinuclear region of cytoplasm. Gene Ontology annotation, molecular function: 3',5'-cyclic-AMP phosphodiesterase activity. Lineage: Eukaryota; Metazoa; Chordata; Actinopteri; Salmoniformes; Salmonidae. The transcript has 15 exons. The record is from RefSeq and is a predicted model, not a curated record. Gene Ontology annotation, biological process: signal transduction. The coding region runs from base 1068 to 3431 and encodes 787 amino acids.